This is a messenger RNA of Belonocnema kinseyi, 7422 nucleotides long. RefSeq names its product protein Shroom (gene Shrm). Gene Ontology annotation, cellular component: apical plasma membrane; apical junction complex; cortical actin cytoskeleton. Bases 438 to 6287 code for a protein of 1949 amino acids. Gene Ontology annotation, biological process: actin filament organization. Gene Ontology annotation, molecular function: actin filament binding. The record is from RefSeq and is a predicted model, not a curated record. The transcript has 12 exons. NCBI's taxonomy places the organism in Eukaryota, Metazoa, Arthropoda, Insecta, Hymenoptera, Cynipidae.
UGUGGCGGUUGUGUGUGUAAAUUUUAGAACAUGAUGAUACCGUUUCUGACGUCCUCGACGUCGUCAUCGAAAUCAGUAAAAGUCGUUUCGUCGAUAUUCGGCGCAUCGCAUCAUCAAAUUUCUGCACCAAAAACGUGAUAACGAUUCUGCACAAAAGAAUCGUGAUCACCAAGAACGACGCGCCGGUUUUGAGAGCGCGCUGUGUGACGUGUGUGCUUCGGUGUUUUGGUGCUUCAUCGAAAAUUUCCUAAUUUUUGGUGAUCAUUUGUACUGGUUUUACCGCGACUUAGUGCUAAUCUCUCACAAGAACCUUGGAUAAUUUAAAUCGCUCCGACUCUGAGAAGACUAGCCAGAGGCGAAAUUCCGAGAAUCAACAGGUGGGAUCCUGAGGUUUUACAAACAGGUGCAUCCCGGAUGGCGGGGACGUUGGUUACACGAUGACGGAGCUGCAACCGUCACCACCAGGUUAUCGCGGUCAGGAUGAGGCCCCAGGCCCACCGUCCUGUUCUCCAGGCUCUUUCAAGUACUCGAAUCACGGCCACUUGUCCCAGGUUGCCAAUUACAAAGGCACCUCGUCGUAUCCUCAGGAGGGCUAUAGCCUCAAGAGCUCGUCUCGUCCGAUUCCUUCUAGCGAAUACUAUCGGCGGAGGAACGACAAUUCUAGGAGGUCCGCGGACAACGACAUCGACAACGAGAAUCUCAAGAAGGCCACGAAUACCGGUUACAACGAUGGUUACAAGAAGAAUACUCCGGGCUAUAAAAACGACAGCGGAUACAGCGAAAGUGUCGGAUUCGACAGUUUCAGCCUCCCUCUCAACGAGAGGGACGAAGCGUCGCCACCACCAACGCCACCAGUCAGAGACGCUUCCAGCCUCAAAGGUGUCUGUUACGGGCCGGGACACGAAAAAUAUCCCUCCUGGCCCAGCGUUCCAGAACGACACUCUGAAGAGGAUAACCACACUUCCACAUACAGUGGAUCCCACCGCUCCAAGUCCUGGACCGAUCACACAAACUACCCUAAGGAAAAGCCAGCACAGUACACCAGGCCUCACAUCAAAAGACCCAAUCCCACAUUCACCCAGCAGCUAAAGACGGUGAUGGAACGUUGUGAGAAGAUACCAGCCGAGACUUUCGAGUCACGGACUAGAAGCAAUCCGGAGGAAGAAGCAAGACUGUGGCCUCGUGUAGAUCGCGAAGGCAAACCUCUGGGCGAUUCUGACUACGUCGUCCCAUCGCCACCUGAAAGAGAGCAACCACCGACUCAGACUCUCAGUCACGCUGAUUUAGAAGCCUACGUCAGAAGCUAUCAAGAUCCUCAAACGCCUCAGGUGGACAUCUACCGUGAGACGACCUUGACACAAGCGGGCCUCGAAGAAUACACGAGGGUGCAGCAUUCUCAACAAGCUAGCUACGCACAAUCGGAAGGUUACCACAGCUAUGUCUCCAGUGUGGACUCCACGACAAACACGCCAUUUCUCGACAGAUUACGAAGGGACAGUGAAGUAGUUGCUCAGAGACCAACACCAAACUGGGAUGAGGGUUCAAGAGAGGGCAGAGACAGUGUGGUAACGACUUCGAGUGGCAGUGCCUCUAGUAGCGAAACCCUCAAAUGGCACGGAUCCAUGUCUGAUGUGAGUGUUUCCAGUGGGAUGCCGACCAGACAAGUGAAUGCUGACAGGUGGCAUCACAGUUCCAUGUCGGAUGUGAGCAGCGUGAACGGUGGUAUUCCUCCUCAACAAUCUAGCCACGGUCAUGACAAAUGGCAGGGGUCUAUGAGCGACGUCAGCACCACUGACGUGUCUCCAACGAAAGUUCGACACAGCGAGAAAUGGUCCGACAAAUGGCAAGCGUCGAUGAACGAGCGAAAUAAGCAAAGUGGCAAACCGAGUUUGCAACCUGUGAUUGGCCUCUGCUCCUCGAGUAUGGACGUAUGCCAAACGAAUUCAAGUGCGAAUCAGGAAGGCAAGUGGCAGGAAUCGAACAUUGAUGAGGAUAGGGUAGAAAGGUCUAAGAGUUUGCAGUGGGAUCAGUCAGAGAAGUUCUCAGGGAUCCAACAAAUGGCUCAGAGUUCUGUGAGAUCGCAAGCGGCGCCUACAAGUCCUCAGAAUCAGGAUUGGAAUCCUCUUCAUGGAUCCAUGUCGGAUGUGAGUCUGGUUAAUGGAGUUCAGGGCAGUAAACAGCUGAUUGCUCACAGUGCCAGGGUCCAAACGCCUCAAAGACAUUAUUCUGAAAGCGUGCUCUACCUGGAUCGUGAACGUGGUCAGAGGAAAUUGUAUCCCGUGAGCAUAACUCAUCCAGCUGAUCCAACUUCAAGGAUCACGCCUACUUCACCGCAGCAACCGCAGUUGUCAGUCGCGGAACGAAUCAGUGAAUUGGAAAAGCAGCAGCAGCAACAUCAGAUGCGCUACACAUAUUUGGACCCUGAUAAGCGGCACCGAGUCUCGGAUCCAACUCUCAAGGCCAUUCAGAAGAAAGCCCUCCUUUCGUUUUACGAGAGGCAUCACCAACCUUCAUCAUCUUGGAGAUCUGAACCUCAGCUCACGCAGGGAUCAGUAGCAGCUCCACAGAGUCCGCCACCUCAACCUCCGCCGAGACCGAGACCACCCUCGUCGAGGAGGGCAAGUUCUGCUUCGGAUUAUGCGAGUGGGAACUGGCGAGAGAAAAUCAUGAGAGGUCAAGGUGGCUCAGACCUUCCGAGUCCGAAACACCAGCACAGCAAUAGCUGCGGUAGUCUUUCUACCGAUUUGAUGGGUCCUGUGAUAGUGGGUCCGGCUAUUUGUGUCGACGAUUGGGUCCCGGAAAGGCCACCGAAGAAACCCCAUUUGAGGAACGUUUUUAACGACCGAGUUCCAAGUCCAGACUUGCCACCACCCUCGCCUCCAACUGUUACUGACCACGAGGUCCUCAAUUGCGACGAUCCUCUGCCGCCACCACCUCCUGAACUUAGCGACGAUUGUCUUUCGGACUGUAGUCGCAAGGAAGCCGACGAGAUUAAAAAGAAGGAAAGAGAUAAAUCUUGUGACAGACAGAAGUCAGAAAGGCGCUCCUCGGUCCGGAGAUCCAAACACGGGAAGCGUGAUCACAAGUCUAAUUCUCCCACAUCAGCUGUCGCAAAAAGUAAACCACUCAACCCAGAGCAACAUAGAACAAAUUUCCAGAAUGUCAAUUCGGAUAUCGUGCUCGAAAAUGGAGCAUCCACAGGCUUCGCCACACAGAGGAUGGUCAUUGGUAGAUCCAGUCUCAGAUAUCCUUCAACUCAGAAGCUUAUGAUGAACGGGAGAGUCGCUCCAGUUAGAAAAUUGUCCGAAGACCGGAUCCUUCCUGCUAAACCACCUGCACAAUUGCCCGACCUGAUCUCCCAAAGAUACAGUGACUCGGGAAAUCAGCGACCAGCUCCUCAGGUUCCUGUCGAAACAAGGAUCAUUCGCCAGGAGUCGAUGAGGGUCGAAAGCACCAGAACUGACGCCUCCGGCUUGAUCAGAAGCGACACCAAUCGCCUAGAGUCUUCCUCCGGCCAGAGACCACAACCGCAAGUUCCGAAAAACGGGGACAAGACUCAGCAGCCGGUGCGACCUAAUCAUUUGCCAAUUAUGGAGAAUUCGAAGAACGUUGCUAAGAGCCAGGACAACGGCACUCACAGUUUCUCAAUCAGUAAUCCUUUGAAAACCGGAUAUGAGGCCAACUCGAAACAUUUCCCCUCGGAGGGCAGUCCUCAAAAGUAUCACGAACCACCAAAGUACGUCCCUAAUCAUCAUCCUCGUCAUGGAGCAUCAACGCAGCGAAACUAUUACGCCCUGCCACCGAAAUACGUGGAUCCGUCAAAGCAAAAACCACAACCUCAAUGUCCGUCUGAAAGAUUCAGCUCGGGAUCGUCAAGUUCACCACCACCGCCUUUGGCUCCGAGACAAAAUACCCCUGGGAGGAAAUCCUUGCCACCGCCACCCCGACCCGCACCACCGCAUUCAGUUCACGGGAGCCAAUCAAAGGCAUCCUAUCUGGCCUGCCGUCGUGAACGAGGCGUUCCCGACAACGAGGGUAGUUACAAAAGAACAAUGUCACCCACAGCUCGCCUGGACGAUUGGCCCCGAGACCGGGACGACCCGGUUCUCCUGCGAGUGACACCUCACCAUCCUAACUCCCUCAACCACCAUCAUCACCACCAACAUCACGAACUCGCCAAAUCCCACAGCGUGGAUGCCCUUCACCAACGCAUAGAAGACCGAACAAAUAGUCACUCGGUUGAAGUAAUCGGCAAGCUCUCUCAAGAUCUCACAAAGAAGCUCCAAAUUAACGAUACCCGUUCCCGAACCGAGAACAACAAUAACGACAACCUGGAGGACAGAUACCAUCAAGAAAAGAGGGAGAGACUCUCGCCCCAGAGUAUUGAAGUCCUCAACGACCGGAACCGGCAGCUGGAACGAGAACGCCGGAAGUUGGCAGCCAGUUGUGAACCCCAAGUUCGCCUUGAUGGUCCCCUUUCUUCUCCCGGAGAUUUCUAUCGCGAGCGGAGCGCAACGAUCGAGAUGACCUCGCAAAAUGUCGAGCUUCUUAACCGCAGGAACGCGGGCAUCGAAAGAAGAUCUAUGUCCACGACAACAACCACGACUGCCUACCCAACCACUGAAACCAACUGGUCCAGAAGUUCCGAGAUCAACGACAUCGAUACGAGGCCUGGGGGAAAACCUCCACCUCCUUCGUGUUCACCACCGAGGUCUCCAAACCCAGAAAGUCCCAAGUCAAGAUCGCCGAGAGGAGCUGUUCCUCGAAGAACGGGGAGCUGUUCGAGUUCCGGUUCUUCAUCGAGAUCUUCGGACUUGAGAAUCUCACCGAGCACUUUGCCUUCGAGGUUUUCUCCGAAAACUCAUUCGCCUUUGGAUUCCCCGACGAGAAAUGGUCUAAGAUCGCCUAGCGAGUCCUUCCCAGGAAGGAAGGUCUCGAGUCCGACCCAGACUGACAACACCGGGUUUUUGGACAAGACGAAUUCGCCGAUCAGCACGAGGGUUAGAAGAGCAGAAUUUAUUGCCAGGAGGUCUUCAUCAUCCAGGUCGAGAAUCAGUAAUGCGUCGUCAGUGUCUUCGACUUCCAGUGCUUCUACUGCCUCGAAGGCUUCCUCGUCCUCAUCUCCGAGGACCUCACCCGUCCAAGACGCCAUUAAUUCGCCUUGUGUCUCGCCUCAACCUGGCAUUGAGGGGCUGACCUUGGUUCAAAGAACGGAGGUGGUUCUGCGGGUUAACGCUGCUACUAGUGAUGCAGCUUCGCAGACUGAGCUUCUGGAGGAUCAGGAGGAUCGGUUACGGAACAAGGAAGAGAUUCUUCCUGAACCGAGGAAGAAGCUGCCGGAGGAAAUUGAGUGCGAGGAACUCAGCAGAAACCUUGCUAGUCAACUCAGUCCGAAUGACAAGCUCGUUCCAAUUCUUGUUCCAGUGCCAGAACACAAAAAACCAACAGACUACGUUUCCGGUCUCUUCAGGGUGGAAGCCACAUUGCAACCUCGACCAAGACGAACACUCUCCCUGGAAGAGCCUCCUUCGCGUGUCGAUAAUGAAACCGAAGAGGAGAGCAAAACCGAGUCAGCACCUGCAACACCAGUUACAACGAUAACGGAUCCCAGCAGUCCUCUUUCGCCUACGUCUUCCUAUUUUACGAGCUCAGAGGGCAACGCAAAAUUUUUUACGAGUUAUUCGCAAGACGUGUCUGAAGAAGCUGCACCCACGAAGGAUGGAACUACUCCAGUUAUCAUGGACAAUAUAGACCUCAGGCAAAAGAAGGAGGAGCUGAUGAUCAGACUGGACAAGAAACUGGUAGUUCUCAGGGCUGAAGAGGAGGCGGUCAGAGAAGAGGGUGACUUGAACGAGGCAUUAGGAGCCCGUGUCGCUAAACGAGUAUCAGCUGUGGCUCGUCCUGCGGAGGCAUCCAAGUAUCGGCUGCACGUUGAGGAAGUUGGCAAAAUUACCAGUCUUCUUCUUGGACUCAGCGGCAGACUCGCUCGGGCAGAGAAUGCCCUUCAUGGAAUGUCAGCCGACCAUGCCGAGAGAAAAGUCUUGGAGAGCAAAAGGGACAAACUGAUGGAUCAGCUUGAGGAAGCGAAGAUUCUAAAGAGCAACAUCGACAAGCGCAGUGUGAGCGUCUCGGCGAUUCUCUCCAAGUACCUGAACGACGAGGAGUUUGCCGACUACCAGCACUUUAUCAACAUGAAGGCGAAACUGAUAAUGGACGGCAGGGAGAUCCAGGACAAGGUGAAACUUGGAGAGGAGCAGCUGGCUGCCUUGAAGGAAGCGAUCGACUAACACUGAUUGAUGCUUUCAAGUCGAAUCACCAGAGCUGAGAAAGCCAAAGGCAUACCAAUGGGCCAAUCACUCGAUAGAAGCAUUCAAAAGGGCAUAAAAAAGACUAACUUGUACUCUUUAGAACUUCUCAGUGAUUUCAUACCACGUAGUGAUCCUUAUUCCGAAUCCAUAUAGACCAAGAACAAUGAAACGUGUCUGGUGCGUUCGAGAAGCCUUUUUACCAAGACAUUUUAUGGAGAUUUUUUUAUGAGUUUCUUUUACCUGAAGUUUUACCAGUUGAAUGGUUGGCUUUUUAUAUUUAUGUCUUUAAGACGUCAUACGUUCCCUGCUUGUUGCAAGGUCACGAGGGUUCACGAUCUCGAGUGCGAUUUGCGAUUGUCAAGCGUAAACCCAAUGGAACCUUGAAUGCCUAGUCCUUUUUAAGCAAGCAUCGUCCUUACUCAACCAGUGAGCCAUAUCGUGCGUCGCGUACUCCAUGCCAAUCGGCAACGAGAAGAUUGAUGCUGAUAAGGGAGCGUUCAUUAAAUCGAUGGGACUUUUUCGGAAAAUCUUGCGAAUCCUUACUUGGAAUUGGGAUUUCUCUUUCUUAUUAUUUAAAGAACAAGAAGCUAAUUACCACCUGUUUUGGCCGUUGAAAUUACUUUUUAUAGGAUCAGAUUGUUGUGUGAAUUUGAGAUAAUAUAUUUUUUAUAUACUGCAUACAAUUCUAAAAAAAUGUAGUCAAUUUUAAAAAAUAUAUGAAUAUUUCCCUUGUGAAAAAAAAUAUUCUUGAAAAAGUAUCUGAACAAUCAGAAACAAUCAAAAGAAUUGCAGUGGCAAAAAUUUCUGACCAUCUGCAAUUUUGAAUACUUUUUUGGACCGUUAUUUAUAAUGUUAAAACACGGUUUAAAUAAUAUUUUAUUUUAUGUUUCCUCCAACCACUAGCACAAUUUUUAAAGAAUAAAAACUAUUUUAUUCAGUUUUUCCAAAAUAGUCAUUGAUAUAGAAUGUUUUCUAUAUUUUUUAAAGCAAUACUUAUUGCAAAAAAAAGAUUUAAUGCUCGAGUUAUGGAAGUUAAAUCGUGUAUUUUUUUGGCAGGAAGUUCAAACCAAGAUUUUGUUAUUUCCAGAAACAUUACGAAAAUUAAAUACAAUAU